Messenger RNA from Antechinus flavipes (yellow-footed antechinus), 2686 nucleotides. RefSeq names its product arachidonate 12-lipoxygenase, 12R type (gene ALOX12B). Gene Ontology annotation, molecular function: arachidonate 12(S)-lipoxygenase activity; protein binding; iron ion binding. Gene Ontology annotation, biological process: linoleic acid metabolic process; lipid oxidation. Bases 377 to 2479 code for a protein of 700 amino acids. Gene Ontology annotation, cellular component: perinuclear region of cytoplasm. Lineage: Eukaryota; Metazoa; Chordata; Mammalia; Dasyuromorphia; Dasyuridae. The transcript has 15 exons. The record is from RefSeq and is a predicted model, not a curated record.
UCCAAACCACAGCUCCUAAGGAGAGUUGAGAGCUGGAGAGAUCUUCUAAAAUUCAGAGGUCUACUAUCACCAGAUCCCAGAACAUCUCCAUUGAGGAGAUAGAUCAUUUCUGUCUAUUCAGAUCUGAGGCAUCAACCAACAUCAUUCCUGGAUUCUGAGUCCUGCCAAGAAGACCAUACUCUUUAUUGGAUCACAGAUUCUGAGAAAAAUCAUCCAGUCCUCUCUGUAGACAGAGAAGGUUUCCUGACUGCUCUAAGGACGACACCACUCCUAGGAAGCCUGUUAUCUCUUGCUCCCAGUCUGGAUCUUUCAUUUCCAAGUGACUGACGCCAGUCCCCUGCCCCUCUUGUCCCCUGCUACUGAUUCCAUCCCCACUAUGGUCACCUACAAAGUCAGGGUGGCCACAGGCAAAGACCUGAUGUCUGGGACGUUUGAUUGCAUCUCACUGACCAUGGUGGGAACUUUGGGAGAGAGCCACAAGCAACGGCUGGAUCAUUUUGGGAGAGAUUUUGCCUCUGGAUCAAUUGAUAGGUACACCAUCCAGUGUGAUCAGGACCUGGGGGAGCUCAUUCUCAUCCGCCUUCACAAGGAGCGUUCCACCUUCUUCCCUAAGAACUCCUGGUACUGCAACUAUGUUCAGAUCUGCACUCCUGCAUGCAUCACCUACCACUUCCCUGUCUACCAAUGGAUAGAUGGCUAUGAGACGUUGGAGCUUCGAGAGGGCACAGGGAAGACAGUAUUAGAUGAAAACCUCCCUAUUCUGUUGACCCAUCGUCAGGAAGAGCUUAGAGCCAAACAAGACUUCUAUCGCUGGAGAGUCUUUGUUCCUGGACUUCCAAACUAUGUGCACAUUCCCAGUUACCAUCCCCCUGUUCGGCAUCGUAACCCUGAUCGGCCAGAAUGGAAUGGCUACAUCCCAGGAUUUCCAAUUCUCAUCAAUAUUAAAGCCACCAAGUUCCUGAACUCAAAUCUAAGAUUUUCUGCUAUCAAGACAGCCUCCUUUUUCCUCCGCUUGGGACCAGCGUCCUUGGGAAUGAAACUUCGGGGACUGUUAGAUGAGAAGAGGUCAUGGAAAAGGCUAAAGGAAAUCCGCAAGAUCUUCCCUGCCACCAAGACUGCCAUCUCUGAGUAUGUAUAUAAUCACUGGAAGGAGGAUCAAUUCUUUGGCUAUCAAUACCUCAAUGGCAUCAAUCCUGGUCUGCUGAAACGUUGCCUCUGCCUCCCAGAGAAAUUCCCUGUGACUGAUGACAUGGUGGCCCCAUCCCUGGGGGAAGACACCUGCCUGCAGGCUGAAUUGGAGAAGGGAAACAUCUACCUGGCAGACUACAAAAUCCUAGAGGGCAUCCCUGCUGUACAGCUUAAUGGAAGGCAGCAAUACCAUUGUGCCCCACUCUGCCUGUUGCACUGUGGACCACAGGGGGACUUGAUGCCUAUCGCUAUUCAGCUCAGUCAGACUCCUGGCCCUGAUAGCCCCAUUUUCCUUCCCACUGACCCUGAGUGGGAUUGGCUCCUUGCCAAGACCUGGGUGCGUUAUGCUGAAUUCUACUGCCAUGAAGCCAUUUCUCACCUACUGGAGACUCACCUGGUAGCAGAAGCCUUCUGUCUGGCCACCAUUCGGCAAUUGCCCAUGUGCCAUCCACUUUAUAAGCUCGUCAUCCCACACACUCGAUACACCAUCCAGAUCAACAGCAUUGGUCGUGCUCUCCUCCUGAAUGAAGGUGGCCUGUCUGACAGGGCAAUGUCUCUAGGACUAGCAGGUUUUGCUGAGGUCAUGUGCAGAGCUCUUGCUGAGACUAAAUAUGAGGAUCUCUACCUUCCCAAUGACUUCAUCCGUCGUGGGGUACAGGACCUGCCUCGAUACUAUUAUCGAGAUGACUGUCUGGCCGUGUGGGAGGCUCUUGAGACGUAUGUGUCUGAGAUCAUCAAGUAUUACUACCAGAAUGAUGCUACUGUGGAAGGAGAUACCGAACUACAAGCUUGGGUGCUGGAGAUAUUUAACGAGUGUUUUCUGGGUCGGGAGAGCUCAGGAUUCCCCACCUGCAUAAAGACAGUGCCUGAGCUCAUCCGUUAUGUCACUAUUAUCAUCUACACUUGCUCAGCCAAGCAUGCUGCUGUCAACACAGGACAGCUAGAGUACACAAGCUGGAUGCCCAAUUUCCCAUCAUCCAUGAGGUGCCCACCCAUGCAGGAGAAGGGGCUGACCACUGAAGAGAGUUUUAUGGAAUCACUGCCUGAUGUGAAAACCUCAUGCAUUGUGCUCCUUGUGCUCUGGACCCUUAGUAAAGAACCUGAUGACAAGAGACCCCUGGGUCACUUUCCUGACAUUCACUUUGUUGAGGAAGCACCAUGGAAGAGCAUCCAGAAUUUGAAAGAGCGUUUGACCCAAAUUUCCUGCAACAUCCGAGAACGGAACAAGACUCUCCCCAUUGGCUACUACUAUCUAGACCCUGCCUUAAUUGAGAACAGCAUCUCUAUCUAGAUGUUUUCUCCUGGUCCCCAACUGUAAUGCAUAUGUAUGCAUGUAUGGACAGGAUACACAUCCCAUUCAGGGUCUCCAGCCCUGAUUCUUUUUGAGGACUAGGAAACCUAUCUUCCUUUGAGGGAGAAAUGAUUUACCCUUCUAUGGAUUCCUACUUUGUACCAUCCAACACACCUUGAACUCUGUUCUUAAACACAUACACACACA